AUCGUGCAGAAUGCCAGACAAACCGUCAAACGACGUGUCUCCGUCCCAGCCCCCCAGCAACCUCGUCUCGACCUCGCUUGCCUCUGCGUCUUCACUCGUCCUGCUCCAGCUGCUCUCCAGGGUAUUCACUUUCGUCCUCAACCAGGCUCUCGUUCGGCUCGUGACUCCCCAAGUAUUCGGCACAGCGUCGAUACAGUUCGAACUCCUUCUCUCUACUAUCCUCUUCCUAUCCAGAGAAGGCGUCCGCAAUGCCCUCCUUCGCUCGACGGCGAACAAAGCGCAACCCAGGCAGUCCGCCCUCACGUACAACAUCUCCCUGUUACCAGUACUCCUCGGUAUACCAGUAGCUGUCACGACUGUCUGCAUAUAUCUGUUUUCGAGCUCUUCCACGACCUCGUCGCAGCCUCGCUUCCACCUCAGUGCGAUCAUCUACGCGCUGGCCGCGUUCUUCGAGCUGCUCUCAGAGCCCUUGUAUAUCCGCGCUCAGAAUGAGCUUCGCUUCGAUGUUCGUGUGAGAACGGAAGGUUCGGCCGUGCUCAUGAAGACCGUGGUCACUUUCCUUACUCUCGUGGCGCUGUCGCCAGAGUGGGCUCUAGCUGCGUUCGCCGCCGGACAAGCAGCAUAUGGCCUUACGAUGCUGGUAGGAUUUUUCAGAGCGUAUGAGUUCAAAGCGCGGUACUGGCCGGAGAAGGUUGUGACCGAGGUGCAUGGCAAGUGAGUGUCCUGUCUCG
Molecule: messenger RNA, 731 nt
Organism: Phanerochaete carnosa HHB-10118-sp
Lineage: Eukaryota; Fungi; Basidiomycota; Agaricomycetes; Polyporales; Phanerochaetaceae
Exons: 1
Coding region: 11-718 (235 amino acids)
Biological process (GO): glycolipid translocation; dolichol-linked oligosaccharide biosynthetic process
Cellular component (GO): endoplasmic reticulum membrane
Source: RefSeq, a predicted model, not a curated record